Fonsecaea nubica is the source of this 669-nucleotide messenger RNA. RefSeq lists its product as hypothetical. The transcript has 2 exons. Lineage: Eukaryota; Fungi; Ascomycota; Eurotiomycetes; Chaetothyriales; Herpotrichiellaceae. The record is from RefSeq and is a predicted model, not a curated record. The coding region runs from base 1 to 669 and encodes 222 amino acids.
AUGGCAGUCUCAACAGUUAAAGAGGAAGACUACGAGCUUCUCCCGGGGAUCGAGCAGUACGAACCACCGUCAUCGGCAUUGUUAGCACAAACCACAUUCGUUUCAGUAUCGGUCAAACUCGACCCGGCCUUGUUCGUCGACUUCGAUGCCAUCCAAGGGCACCUCGACCGUCUCUGUGUCCUCGCCGAUCUCGUCCGCGCCGCGCAUACCACCAUCGAUCAACACGAGGCGAGAAUCCAGCACGGGCUCUCAGAGCUCUGGGACGAGAACCAGGACAUCCGCAGGCGUGGUCUUCGAGGGGGAACGGCGCGCAAGCAACGAAAAAUCACUGGCAAGUACGUGCGCAUCGCCACCGUCAUGGACCGCGAACUGGCCGAUCGCCGAUUGGAGGUGGAAAAGACCGACUACCUUGGCCGCAACCGGGUUGCGGGACUACGUGGGCUGAGGGACAUGUUUGAAGACGCCUUUUGUUUUCUCCGGGACCAGCAACACAAAUGUGAGGAUAUCCUUCGAUGUGCGGAUAUCUUGAUGUACGGCGUCACCACGCCACACAUGUUGACACACCUGGCGACCGUGGACCAAGUUUUCACGGACGAAAAUUGGGCGCAGAUUGAGGACAUUGAGAGCAUGUUGGACACUUUCGAUGAGGAAUACGACCCGAACUUGUGA